Molecule: messenger RNA, 5052 nt
Organism: Candida tropicalis MYA-3404
Lineage: Eukaryota; Fungi; Ascomycota; Pichiomycetes; Serinales; Debaryomycetaceae
Exons: 1
Coding region: 1-5052 (1683 amino acids)
Biological process (GO): chromatin remodeling
Cellular component (GO): nucleus
Molecular function (GO): histone demethylase activity; DNA binding
Source: RefSeq, a predicted model, not a curated record
AUGACAAUACCGAAUGAAGAGAUGGGUCGUAAUGCCAUCCUCAACAUUUAUACUCAACCAGUUACAGUUACCAACAACCCAAGAGCAAAAUUCCCUAAAACGUCUAGAUUUUUUGAUAAUUCAUCAUUGCCAGACUUGAAAACGUUUGAGUUAAUUAGGCAGAAUAGGCGGGUACUUUUCAACAGUCAACUGACAAAUUUCAACUACAACCCAUUUAGUGUACCUCAACAGAAACUUAAAGCUAGUAUACCAUUGGAUUAUGGGCAUUUGCCAAACAAGAUCACUGUUGCUCCAGAAACUUCUGAAAGUAAUUCUAAUGAAAUUCCCUGUUACUUGUUGAAUGAAAGCCAAAUUGCCGAUCCAAUAUCGUUUAUUGAUGGACUUCUGGUACUUGGUAAGAAAUAUGGUGCAGUUAAAGUAAAGCUUCCGGCUUCAGACACAGAACUAUUCCAAUCCACAAUUCAAAUCAAUUCUGAUUUAUUUUGGUUCCAAACAAAUAAACUAUUAAACAAUCCCCCAGAAGAUGAAAUUUAUAUGAGAUUAAAGUUUCACCAUGACUUGAUUGAGUUCCAUCAAAGUGAUGAGUUUGCAAAAUACGAAGAACACGAAGGUAAAAAGUCAAAUGGUAGUGGCUCAACGGGAUCUUCAAACUCUUCUACAACCACAUCCACGUCAUCUCAAAUCAACAAACUUCCAAUGAUUGAUAAACGUCCGUUAGACUUGUAUAAACUAUUUCAAUCGGUGACAAUCCGUGGCGGAUUCAUGGAAGUUAUCAAUAGAAAACUUUGGGCACAAAUAGGUAGAGAGUUGGGUUACAAGGGUAAAAUCAUGACAAGUUUAAGUAGUUCAUUGAAAUCAUCCUACCAGAAAAUACUUUAUCCUUAUGAGCAAUAUCUCAUUGCCAAGAAAAACCAGAAUAAUUCUUCUGGUGAACUGACUGAACCAUCAGUAGUUGAACUGGAGCACUCAAAUGGCAAGAGAACCUUGCAAGAAGAUGGGUCAACGCCAAAUAAAAAAAUAAAACUUGAAAAUUCUAAUACUCCACCAUUGAUUAUUGGUUCAGCCAAGGACUUUAGAAGGUCAGUUAAGUCAAAGAUGUCUAAAGGUUGCCUUCUUAAUACACCAUAUGCUAUUGAUGUUAAGCAGCCAAAUGUAUUUACUGUUAAGGUUGAUGACAAAAAGAGAAGAAGACAAAAUGACAAAGUAGAUGUCCUGAUUUUACCACAAACAGAGCUAGAUACUGCGCUCUGCUACAUGGAUAACACACAAGAUGAGUCAAGAUUAAAGGCACCACCUAAAAUUGCAUCUGUUUACACAUUGAGACAAUUCAUGGAAAAAGAUAUUAAAUUUCAAGAAUUCUUGCUUCUGGCUAAUCCUGAAUGCUUUGAGCACGAUUCAGGAGAUGGUACAUUCAUUUCGGUGGAUGGGAUUGAAAAAUUAUAUUGGAAAUACAUAAACAACAAAGAUACUGGAGCACUUCUACAAGGUGGCUUAGAACUAGAAAUGGGUAAAGAUAUUCCAAAUUAUGUUAAUGGAUCUGGGUUUGUCAGAAUGGGAGAUGACUUGAUCAAUUUCAGAAAUUGCUUGAAUAGUGAACAUUUAAAUUUAUCCCAUUCCAAACUGUUUGCAAUUGCUUCAAAUAGUACCGGCACCAAUAAGCCUAGUUAUUUUUUCCCUCACAUGAAUGCUGAGCUGAAGCGUUAUAAUGAAAGUAAGUUUAUUAAAAAGUUAACGCGAUCAGCAUUGCAUCCUUGGAAUUUGCAUAAUUUGCCGAUUUUGCCAAAUACUGUUUUAGGAGCAUUGAAUGAGGACGACCUCAAUGACCUUGAUAUUAACGAAUCAAGAUUAAACAUUGGUAUGACAUUCACUACUGAAAAUUGGACUUGUGAAGAUCACUUCACUAAUUUGGUUAAUUAUCAAUUUUUUGGAGCUACUAAAAAGUGGUAUUUCAUCCCCGAACUGGAAUUUGAAAAAUUUGAAAAAUUGAUCACCGAAGUGAAUAACCUCAACCGAGACAGGUCAAAUAUCAAUAAUAAAAAACAAGUGGAUAUUGAAAAAGUGUUGACAUAUUUGAAGAAACUGGAUGAUGAUGUUGAAUAUGAUAUUGUGCUUAAAACACUAGAUAAUUUGAUAAACACAGGUGGUGAUAUACGAUUGCCUUAUUCAAAUGAAAAAUUGGCCAAAUUUGUUGACAACAAGGACGGUUUUAAAUAUAAUCAAGAAUUUAUGAUUAGUCCAGAAUUACUUGAUGAGUAUGGCAUUAAAUACACCACAACGAUACAACAUCCUGGUGAAUAUAUCAUCAAAUUUCCAAAAUCAUACUCUUCCACUAUUUCAUUUGGAUUCAAUUUAUGUGAAGAAGUUAAUUUGGCUACUAAUUCAUGGUUGAACUAUUCUAUUGAAGGAGAAAAAUGGUUAGCUAAACAAAAUAUCAUUCCUGGUUUCCUGACAUUUAAGUUAUUGGUUAAUCUUGCCGUAAUAUAUGAUAGUGGAUCUAAUUUGUUGUUCAAUUCUGAAAUUUUUGCCAAGGCACAUACAAUGUAUGAUCAAUUAUACCAAGAGGAGAUUGCAUUGAGAAACGAAGUUAGGAAACUAAAGAUCAAGGAAGUCAUUAUUGAUGAAGAUUCAAAUAGUGUUUCUGAUGAUACAUUGGUCAAUGUUUACCCAAGUAGAAUUUUAGUAACUGAUUCUAAAACGAAGCAAUCAAUUAUGUUAUCAUUGCAAGAUUAUUUGGAAUAUAAUAAAAAAGACACCGAAAAUGGAACUUUAAAGCAGCAUCAAAUUGAGCUUCAGUUAUAUCACUCCGAUGAGAAGUUAAAGAGUUUUUCCAGAAUCUUGAAUAGCUAUUCGGUGGAAUUCGAGCAUUGGAUGAAGAAUUAUGAAGACCUUAUGAAAGAAAAUUCCGACAUCUUGCUAAGGACGUACAAGACAUUGUUGAAUGAAGGUGAGAAGAUAUACUCCUCAAUAUCGUCAUCUGCAGUAAAAAAUGAUGGAGUUGAUCAAACUAAAUUUUGUUUGUUUAAAGAUUAUAUUGAAAAUUUGCGGUCUUUUAUUGAUACUGCCAAUCAAUUUGUCGAUGAAUGCCAAAAUUUGUUAGCUAUCAAACACCAGCAAAGAAUUAGAAACGGCAAUGAAUCUUCUCGCGAGAAAUCAUAUUCCUACAAUGAUUUAUUAGAACUUGUAUCACGAGUUCCUAGAUUGAACUUUAUGUGUCCUGAGAUUGAACAAAUCGUUGAAUUCAAGAAUGAAAUUGACAAUUUUGAUAAAGCAAGCAGGUUAUUGUUGUCUAAGAAAAACAGGUCAUUGCAAGAAUUUAAUGACUUGAUUAGUUUGGGUGAAAGUUUUGGUUUGGAAAUUCCAUCUUUAGAUUUCAUAAUUAGAAUCAGUAAUAGAUUAAAAUGGCUUCGAACGUUUGCGUUAAUUGAAAAGGGUGUUGAUCCAUAUGGUGAUAAGAAGGAAGUGUUCACUAUUGAUGAUCUAAGAGAAUUUUUCCAAGAAGGUUUGAAAAUUUUAUCAAAGUCUGACAUUGAUACAAUUAAAAUAGUCGAAGAAAUAUUAAAUGAAAGUAAUGCCUUCAACUUUGAAACAGAGAAAUUCUUGAAAUAUGAAUAUGCUCAUGAUUUGGAUUUGGAUAGAUUAGAAGAACUUGCAAAGAGAUUUAGUACUGAACAGUUAUUUCUUUCUAUGGAUAACUAUCUACAAUUGUCAAAGCUUCACGCUAACUUGAAAAUUAUUAGACAAUUUAAAGAAUUGCAAGAUGCGCCUUACCAUGAAGUUAAACAAUUAUACAGCUCUAUAUUAGAGAGUGGUUUGAAGUUUAAGACAGAUUCACUAUUGGAAAGAUUGUCGGCAACUGAAUCUUGGGUCGAUUCUACUUGCAAUAGAAUUUCAAGUUCCAAAUUAGUUACUACUUUGAAUAAAGAUGUUGACUUGGACCAUUUGAAUCCAAAACUUACAAUGAAUACCAAACUUGUGGAGAAACUAUUGCAGAUACUUUACAAAUCAGAGUUUAGUUUGUCAGAUGACGAUAAAUAUGAAGAUUCUUCGUCAUUUUUGGCACUUUUUGCUCCAGAGGAUUAUGAAGUUACAUCUAAAUACUAUUGUAUUUGUCGAGAAUACGAAUAUGGUACUAUGGUGGAAUGUGACAGAUGUAAAGAAUGGUAUCAUGUGCAAUGUGUCAAAGAAGUUUCAAACCCUGAUGGUGAGAAAUACACCUGUCCAACUUGUCAUUUGAUUGGAGAACGAGUUACAAAGGAUGGGAUUGUGGGUAAACAAAUUACUUUCCAUGAUUUGAAAGAAAUAUACAGUCAAGGCAAAACGUUGACAACUUAUCCUGUUAAUGAAUUGGCAAUUAUGAAAGACUUGAUUACAGCACUUGAUGGUUACCAUAAGAAAAUACAAGAAAUGAUUUAUGUUGCAACAGGAGAAAGUAAUAUUGAGAAGAAAUUAGACGUUUUAAGGUUCAUUUUACGUAAAUUGUAUGCUUCUGGUGUAUUAUUGGAAGAUUUAUGGUUACAUGUAUUAGAUUUGAUUAAAGAAUUUGAAGAGAUAAUAAAAGAAGCUAAACGUUUGGAACUAAUCAUGCAUCCAGUUUACGAAGGUGUGGAAGCACCUGUUCAGAAAAUUGAAGGAGUCAGUGAUUUAGAAGUUGUACCAAGUUCCCAAAGCGUUGAACAUGAAGCUGUCGUUGUAUCUCAAAAUCACGACGAUGAAAUGAAUGAAAUCAAACCUGAGAUUAAAUCUGAACCUCCUGUCGAAAAAAUUGACGUUGUUCCAAGUUCAGAAAAAGUAGUUUCAAGUGACAACUCCGCCAUAAAUGGAAACGAAACAAACAAAGAUCCAAUUUUGAAAAUAGAAAAAGGUAUUUCUGAUAAUAUUGAACCGGCAAAACCCGAAUUGAUGCAAGAAAAUGGACAUCAUAAUUCACAAGAAGAACCAAAAGAAUCUGAUACUUGCGAUGCAAAAGUUGAACUUAAAGUUGAAGUACCAAUACAGGAAGCUAAUGGUAUAACUUCACCUGAUGAUCAUAGUAUUUCCGUUAAAGAGGAAUAA